Bactrocera latifrons is the source of this 1509-nucleotide messenger RNA. RefSeq names its product D-beta-hydroxybutyrate dehydrogenase, mitochondrial. The record is from RefSeq and is a predicted model, not a curated record. The coding region runs from base 185 to 1366 and encodes 393 amino acids. Lineage: Eukaryota; Metazoa; Arthropoda; Insecta; Diptera; Tephritidae. The transcript is spliced from 9 exons.
CUAUGCCUUGGCAGUUGGACAACGCGACUCAUAACGUGAUAAUCGGGCGGCCGGCCGAACCGCUAAAAACCGAAACAUUCGGAAAUUACUUUAUAGAAAAUUAUUUUAUUUGAAACAUUUUUUAAGACUUAAGCUGUUUGUGAAGUGAUACUUACAUAUAUAAGCGUUUAAAGAAACAAGCAAUAUGCAAGUUUUCGACAAUACUAUGCGCCGUGCAUCACGACGCGCCUCUCUGCGCCGCGGCUCCAUUUCAGUGCUGCCACAAAAGUCUGCCGAAAUUCCAUGGGACAUUCUGGAGCGUCUAUUGUUGCCAUUCCUGUUCUGUCAUGCUGCCGCAUUGAUUAUCUCAACAUUGUUGCACGCAUUGGAUAUUUCACAUGUCUCCACGUUUGCGGUAUUCGUUUGGUUUGCACUCUCCACUGUCGGAGCGGUCCUCUUCUAUCAUUUCGUUAAGGUCUCCUCAUAUGGCAAAGGUGUACUCAUUACUGGCUGCGAAACUCCCAUCGCUUGGUAUUUGGCUAAGAAACUCGACGAUUUAGGUUUCACUAUCUACGCUGGCUUCAGUGUGCCCAUCGCUGAUUCAGAUGAGGCGAAAAUCCUGAAGGAGGAAACUUCCGGUCGUUUGAAAUUGUUGCAUGUGGAUGUGAGCUCGGAGAAAUCACUACUUGAGGCCGCUGUCUAUAUUUCUGAACAUUUACCCGAUGGUGCUUAUGGCUUGUGGGCUGUGGUGCAUUGUGCUCACUGGGUUGCGCUUGGAGAGUUGGAGUGGAUUCCAUUCGGUGUAUUGCGCAAGUCAUUGGAUUUGAAUUUGUUGGGUGCCGCACGUUUGACCCAGAUUAUGUUGCCGUUAAUUCGCCGCUCAACUGGACGCGUUGUCUUCUUAACCUCAGGCCUUAGCAAAAUUCCGGCACCUGUGCGCGGCAUUCAAGGCGCCACCCAAGCGGCUAUUGAGAGCUUCGCCGGCUGUUUGCGUCAUGAAAUGCGCCAACGUGGUGUCGAUGUGUCUGUGGUGGCAGCCGGUGAAUUUACGCCCGGCAACGGUUGGCUCAACGAGACGGAACUGCGUGAACAGGCUAAGGCAAUGUGGGCACAAUUGACCUCCGAACAGAAGAAAACCUAUGGCGAAGAUUACUAUGAAGCUGCUAUGACUUCAUUGGAGAAAUACUCAAGAGAGACCGCUGACAUUCAACCCGCUCUACGCGUGCUGAUCGAUGCCGUCUCGCGCACCUUCCCCAUGGCACGCUACACACCGGUGACUGCACGCGAAAAGAUCGAAAUUUUCAUGGCCGAACACUUACCCACCGCACUCUACGAAAUCCUCUUCGCUGAGCCCAAAAAGAAGGUGCGUCCACAAGGUGCUUUCUAAACGCCAGCACCGCAUGUACGAGCAAAGGAAAAGGCAAACAGACCAAAGGACACGGCUGCAAAACUAAAGAGCGUUCACUGCACAAAUUUGUAUUGUUGUGAUGAUUGAAAUAAAAAAAUAUGCUUAGCUUUCGGUAAUAAACA